Marchantia polymorpha subsp. ruderalis is the source of this 2957-nucleotide messenger RNA. Lineage: Eukaryota; Viridiplantae; Streptophyta; Marchantiopsida; Marchantiales; Marchantiaceae. The record is from the annotation of a GenBank genome assembly.
UGAGCUGAGCAAGCUAGGCUGACGUGGUGGCCAUAUCACGGACGCCAGCGUCCGAGAGUCUGAGGCGCGGGCUUGCGAUCUCUCGAUCCAGCGUCGCGCGUGCUAAUCUCGACAGCAAUCGCUCGAGAAUCACUCGUUUAUCGGGAGCGCGCCAUAAUUAGAACCAGAGUUGCUGCAAGGGAGCGAGCGAGCGACCGGAGAUCUCCGGUCCGCCACCGGAGCGGAGUGCCCUAAGUGGGGCUAGCUGCGCCAGGCUCGAGCAGAGACAGCAGAGAGCCUUUGGGAGAAGGGACCUCGAGAGCAGAUAGCGGAGGGAGCGGUACGAGGGCUAUGGAGGGCGCGAGAUCGAGCUUUCGUUGAUGCUGAUUACGUUGAUGCGGGUGUUGCCAUCGACCGGGACGGCGAUUUAGUGAGCGAGACGAUACUUGUGAGGAAGGGUAGCGGAGGAAAAUCCUAGACGUGAGAAGUUGCGGCAGAAAGAAGAAUUAAGUUGGAGAGGGAGUUUCGGGGUUCGCGCCGCUCGUGAGCGAGCUUACAGGGCUGUUGGAGGUCACGCUUGAUUUUGGCCUGUCUCCCGUUCUCUGUUCUUUCCUCUUCCGGCAUCUGAGUCCAGGAGUGCCGUGGUCGUAUUGAAUACACGCUCAGUAACUCAGAUUUGCUGUCAGGCUGGUCGGUUUCGCUCUGGGCCUCAGGUCCUGACUAGUUCCGACAAUUGGACGGUGAAUAGGAGUGCGUGGGUCUAUGGGGAGUGUGGGAGAGUACUUAUUGGAGCGUGGAUGCGUCGGAUAUCGUCUUGGCGGUGAUUAGCCCGGGCUAGCCAGAUUCGCACAUUGAGGUAGCUCAUGCUUUGUGAGCGCUAUGCUGCUGUUUCACGUUUGGGCGUUUUUUCAACAGUCGAAUUGAAGGAGAUUAGCCGACGAAGUGGAGGAGAAGGAAGAUCGCGUAGCGCGGUCCUUCCCAUUUCUCCUCAUCUGGCUACGGAGGUGUUUUUGUUGAAACGGUUCAGGCCGAGGCUUCAGCGAUGGCAAUGUGGACUUUCAAGAACGGCAUCAGCUCGGUUGUCAAUUUCGUUUGCUGUAGUGGCAGAGCAUGCCACUAAGCUGUAGCGGAGGCUUCACACAAUGGUUAAGGAACAAGAUUAUAUCUUCACUCCCAGUGUUCGGAGCUCUGUCUCUUCACCUUUGUCAAGCCAUGACGAAAAGUCCUCCAUAUCCUCAUCCCCUUCCAUGAUCUGGUCAAGCCCCAUCGGCUCUGUCUCGGCUUCUAGCAGCCAUCAUGGUAGCAACAAUGGGCGAGACAGUGUUGUCUCUCCUAGAAACCAUAAUGGUAGCGGUCAUGGCCGAGACCCCGUUUUCUCUCCCAGAAGCCAAAAUGGUAGCGGUCAUGGCCGAGACCCCGUCUUCUCUCCCAGAAGCCAAAAUGGUAGCAGUCAUGGCCGAGAUCCGGCUGGCUCUCCGAGAAGCUCCCAUGGGAGCGGCAAUGCCUUCUUUUCUCCAAAUCGGACUUCCAAUCCGAAUAGAACUGUGGCAGGCGGAGCACCCGGUGUAGACAAGGAAAGGAGUGUGGGAAGGGUAUUAUCAUGGACGCAGUAUUUUGAAGCUCCUGGAGAACCGCAGGCUGUUACGCCAGAAAGGAAGCACUUGGUUGACCUGUCCCAGCUAUUUAUGGGCCAGAAGUUUGCUUCUGGAACUUACAGCCGUCUGUACCGUGGACGAUACAAACAGAAAGAAGUAGCUGUCAAAGUCGUUAAACAACCUGAUGAUGACGACGUGAUUGCUGAGAGGCUAGAUAGGCAGUUUGCGCAGGAGGUUUCUCUGCUUUCAAGACUUCAUCACAAAAAUAUCGUAGAGUUUGUUGCAGCCAUGAGGAGACCUCCUGUAUUCUGCAUUAUCAUGGAAUAUUUGCCUGGAGGUUCUUUGAGGGCGUUUCUUCACAAGAAUCAGCCAAAUGGUCUACCUCUGAGUCAAGUCUUGGAGUUUGCCAUAGACAUUGCUCAGGGAAUGGAUUACUUGCACUCACAAGGCGUUCUUCAUCUGGAUUUAAAGUCACACAAUCUGGUACUAGCAGAGAACAUGCGCGUUAAGGUCACUGAUUUCGGAGUGGCACGCCUGCAGUCCGAAUGUGAGAGCAUGACACCGGAUUCUGGAACCUACCGCUGGAUGGCUCCAGAGAUGAUACGGAAGAAGGCCUUCUCAACGAAGGCUGAUGUGUAUGGUUUCGGUAUCAUUCUUUGGGAGCUGUUCACGGGACAAACACCAUAUGACGACAUGUCUAUUAUACAGGCAGCAUAUGCGGUUGUCCACAAGCACACCAGACCACCUAUUCCUGAUACUUGCCCUCGUCCUUUGAGGCAACUUAUGGAGGAAUGUUGGGCGGAAAAUCCAGAGAAGAGGCCACAUUUUUGGCAAAUUGUCCAGAGAUUAGACGAGCUUCAGGAUUGUGUUCGUCGAAACGUGAGUUUGCGAUCGUGUCAGUUCGACUCCGAAAAGCGUAACGCAAUAAGACAGUUGAUUCAUAAAUGUAGAGCAGUAUGCGCCCAAUUUUAGUCUAUCUGUAUCUGGUAAGCCACAAUAUAGAUACAUGAAGUUUGCCAUGACGAUGAAGCAGUUUAGCUGUGUGUACCAUACAUGUAACUGAUUAGACGACGAUAGCAGUACCCUGCACAGGAUAGAGUCAUUCCUAACCCUCGAGUUAUAUUCUUCGUUCCUAACUCAUAACAACGAUCCAAAAUGGACGCCCACUUAGAAAAAUUGUCCUCUAUUACACAUUUCUUGUCUGUAGGAUACCUUAGUCGAAUAGACAGUCGGUUUUCGCUGAAUGGACAACACAAAGGUGUCGGAUAGCUGCUGGGUCUGAGCUAGGGGUAUUGAAAAGUAUUAAUGUGCUCGGACGAGAUAAAAUUGCCCCUUUUUAGUCACAUUUGUAAGAACUUAACCAUGAACCUCAAUUUGCACAAG